AUGGUCGCUUCCGGUCUCCUCCUCGCCCUUGCAGGCAUGGCUGCCGCGGCGGAUCUGUCCGGCUUCAGCGUAAUGCGCAACCCCGUCGCCAACAACGGUCUUGGUGUUAACCUCGCGGUCGGUGGCGGCUGCGACAUCGGCGAGAAGUCAUGCGACACCAACUACUGCAUCCCGCUCACCGGCUCGUGCUGCGCGGUCGGCAACGGCGCCUACUGCAAGGUUGGAAAGUACUGCGUCACUGGCGGUUGCUGCCAGAUCGGCAAGGUCUGCCGCGGCGGCGGUAGCGGCUCCUGCGACACGGGCGAGAAGACGUGCGGGCAGUACUGCAUCCCCUCAAGCGCCCAGUGCUGCUCGACGUCCACCGGCCGCUGGUGCGAGUCGGGCACGACGUGCGCCGUGGGCGGCACCAAGUGUGCUGUCGGCGGCGGCGGCGGUGGCAACUCGCCUUCGUCGAGCGACUCAGUCGGCGGUGGUCGCACCACGUCGGACAGCUCGGGCAACGGUGCCACGACCAGCUACUCCCUCGGCCCGGCCACCACCUCCGACUCGGGCUCCGUCCCGACCACCGACUCCUCCAGCGGCGGAUCUGCCACCGCCGGCGGCAGCAACGACAGCAGCAGCAGCAGCAGCAGCAGCAGCACCUCUUCUUCGACGUCUUCCGCCUCUCAGACGGCCGCCACCCGUCCUCCUCCCCCUAACGCUGGCCCGACCAACGCGCCCAACCUGCUGAUCGGCCUGCUCGCCGCCGCGCCCCUCAUCCUGUGA
Molecule: messenger RNA, 765 nt
Organism: Purpureocillium takamizusanense
Lineage: Eukaryota; Fungi; Ascomycota; Sordariomycetes; Hypocreales; Ophiocordycipitaceae
Exons: 1
Coding region: 1-765 (254 amino acids)
Source: RefSeq, a predicted model, not a curated record